Parathielavia appendiculata is the source of this 747-nucleotide messenger RNA. RefSeq lists its product as uncharacterized. The record is from RefSeq and is a predicted model, not a curated record. The transcript is spliced from 2 exons. The annotation marks the transcript as partial. NCBI's taxonomy places the organism in Eukaryota, Fungi, Ascomycota, Sordariomycetes, Sordariales, Chaetomiaceae.
GUACAGAUCCCACCAGAUGUGGUUGAGACAAUUGCAGGGAAUAAGUGGAAUGGAAGAGAGAUCAUGGCGUUUCUUCUACAGAAACGAGGGGACCAGGUCCGGAUCACACCGGACGUGGUCAAGGCAGCGGCAGGGAAUAAGGGAAACGGAAAAGAGCUGAUGGCGCUCCUUCUGGAGAAACGAGGGAACGAGGUCCAGAUCACGCCGGACGUGGUCAAGGCAGCGGCAUGGAAUGAGGGAAACGGAAAAGAGCUGAUGGCGCUCCUUCUGGAGAAGCGAGGGGACGAGGUCCAAAUCACACCGGACGUGGUCAAAGCAGCGGCGGAGAAUAAGGGGAAUGGAAAAGAGCUGAUAGCGCUGCUUCUAGAGAAGCGAGGGGACGAGGUCCAAAUCACGCCGGAUGUGGUCAAGGCAGCGGCAGGGAAUGAGUGGAACGGAAAAGAGCUGAUGGCGCUCCUUCUAGAGAAGCGAGGGGACGAGGUCCCAAUUACGCCGGACGUGGUCAAAGCAGUGGCAGGGAAUACGUGGCACGGGAAAGAGUUGUUGGAGCUCCUUCUAGAGAAGCGAGGGGACGAGGUCCCGAUCACGCCGGACGUGGUCAAGGCAGUGGCAGGGAAUGAGUGGAACGGAAAAGAGCUGAUGGAGCUCCUUCUGGAAAAGCGAGGGGAUCAGGUCCCAAUCACGCUGGACGUGGUCAAGGCGGCGGCAUGGAAUGGGAGGAAAGGAAAAGAGGUGAUGGCGCUCAUU